Messenger RNA from Ziziphus jujuba (common jujube), 780 nucleotides. Its product is annotated as histone H3.2. Gene Ontology annotation, molecular function: protein heterodimerization activity; structural constituent of chromatin; DNA binding. Lineage: Eukaryota; Viridiplantae; Streptophyta; Magnoliopsida; Rosales; Rhamnaceae. Gene Ontology annotation, cellular component: nucleosome. Bases 92 to 502 code for a protein of 136 amino acids. The record is from RefSeq and is a predicted model, not a curated record. The transcript has a single exon.
CUAAAAAUUUCGUACCAAGUCAGUUCCAAAAUCUCAUCAACUAAUCGAAUUUUUGCAGUUCAAUCCGUCGCUUCGCUUUUGAUUGAUCGAAAUGGCUCGUACAAAGCAAACCGCUAGGAAAUCCACCGGAGGAAAAGCCCCGAGGAAGCAGCUGGCGACCAAGGCCGCUAGAAAGUCGGCUCCGGCUACCGGAGGAGUGAAGAAGCCGCACAGGUUCAGGCCCGGGACGGUGGCUCUUAGGGAGAUCAGGAAGUACCAGAAAAGCACGGAGCUUUUGAUCCGGAAGCUUCCAUUCCAGAGGCUGGUGAGGGAAAUCGCCCAGGAUUUCAAGACGGAUCUCCGAUUCCAGAGCAGCGCUGUGGCGGCUCUUCAAGAGGCUGCGGAGGCAUACUUGGUGGGUCUAUUCGAGGACACCAACCUUUGCGCGAUCCAUGCCAAGAGGGUAACCAUUAUGCCCAAGGACAUUCAGCUCGCUCGUAGGAUUAGAGGCGAGAGGGCUUAGAAAUUAUUAAAAAAAAAAAAAAAAAAAUCACAUUUUGACUCUGUAUGGAACAAUUUCUAGUGGGUGCAAAUAGUAGAAAAUUUUCCGCUUCUGUGAUGUGGGUGUUUGUGUCUUGUUUUUUUAUUUUUAUUUUUUUCUUUUAAUUCAGGGUUGGGUCAUUUUAUAUCCGGGGUUUAGGAUGUGUAGUGGAAGUUUUGAUUCUUGUUCAAACCUCUUGGAAUCUGUAAUUUGGCUUCUUUUUAGCGGUCAGAGAAUGAAAUGCUUCAAUUUCUACUGAA